GCCGUCGGUUUGCGAACCGGAUAAAGCUGAGGCCGCUCAUUUAGUAGCCCCGGGAUACAAAAAAAAAAGUCCAGGCUGAAGCGAGAAGCCCUUGAAUCUUGAAUCUUGACCACAAUCUUCAUCUGAUGCAUAAGAUUACGCCGUGCAUCUGGAUCAGAAUUUUGGUCAGGAUCAUGAACGACCACGUCGCCUGACGAUCAUCCUUUCCCGACUAAAAUCGGUAUUGAGAAGAAGAUGAAGAUUAGGAUUCUCAGUGUUGCUCAACCUUAGGGCAGGACCCACAAUGGGAGUACGGUCGACUUGUGAAGAAAAUAUUUGCUGUUUUUACUAUAAAGACCCCAUCAAGGGAUGUCUCAAAUAGUAGUAGCAUAGGCCGCCACUUAAGUAGAGCGACAACAACCAAUGUUUGAGAACGCAUACAGCCUCCAUGGAAAGAAAUUUUUUCAUCUGUAUUACAAGGAAAUUUGAAUCUCAGUACAACAUUAGCAGCUGCGUCUGCAGCAUUGGCUUUCAAUAUUUCAGUACAACACUGUUUACUGUAUACGGGUAAGAAAAUGGCGUCUCGCACCUCGUCGAUCACGUCGCACGUUUUGGUUCCUUCGCUUCUCCUGAAGUUGCUACAACUCUCGAACUUGCUACAGCUCCAUGUUGUGGUCGCGGCUCGAAGGAGUUUCCUGCAAAAGAGAGUUCCGAGCAGGAAACUGGAAGCCGAAAUCUCUAGUCGAAGUUAUGACGCCUCCUUCUACGUCGAAGAAGAGGACGUCUUAGGACAAGAGGAAGAGACCCGAGCUGCCACAACAUCUUCAGUGUCCUCGCCGGUCGAAAAAAAAACUAAAUUUUGCCCACUCUGCUUGACGGAUGUACCAGAUGAAGAACACGAGGACUCGAAUGGCAACAAUGUGGUUCAGUUCCUGUUACCUUACACCUGCGGGCACGGAUUCUGCAGUGCGUGUUUGGAUCAGGACGGGGUUUCAGCCGUAGCAAAGGUGCGCGUGACGGCGUGCUGCCCCACGUGUAGUGCAUCUCCAGUGUUGUCGCAGCGAAUAGCGCAUGACAUUCGACUGCAAAAGCCGCGGUUGAUUCGAGCGAGUGGGACUGAGUAUCGCCUUGCUUUGUUCACGGAUUGUGGUGCCGCACAGUGUCUCCAAGAAUCAGACAUGAACCUCCACGGAGCAAGAAAACGAACAACAAGAGCGGGAUCUUCAAGCUUUUUACAGAAAAGGCAGUGGCUUGUACUCUCUGACGAGGCGCCUGAAUCUUUGCUGUUGUUGGAACGAGAUGUAGCGCUGAGGGAGAAUAACUGCAAGUAUAUGCCUUCGGUGCACGCACUCGAACGAAGCUUCCCGCUUUUGACUACCGUUAUGAAAAGGUCUCUGCUGCCCCCGUGGAAUUGGUAGUUGCUCCGUGGUCAAUGAUACAAGAAUAUUCUUAUCUCAAUAGCGUUCUAGAAUUUCUUGAAUACCGAAGGGUCACAAGGCUGCUUAUGUAAAAUGGAAGAAGAAGAAGAUUUUUUCUAAUCGGAAAGAGGUGACAGAGACUUUUAUUUCCGGAGUCGAAGACGUUGUCGCGCGCUCAAAAAGCGGGUUACGCGAGCACGAUCCAAUAAUCAACUUGCGUGCCCAUUUGUGGCUCUACCUCAAUGGUGUGUGCCGACGAGCAGAGCACGGUUUUUCAACUACUAGUUUCUCGCCGAGGAAAAGUGUAAACCAAGACGAACAAAAUAGAGCUGUUCUAGAAGUACCUCCAGAGGAGUGUCCUGGCAGUUUCUCAACCAGUGCAGUGACGAAAGAAGCACGCCUUCCUGCUAAAGCACUGGGGGAUCUCGUGGACGUUGGACCUGAUGAGGUAUCUUCGUCUUCUUCAUCUCCCAGCUUUGGGCAAGAACAAGGCCCUGCUUCAGGCGCUGCUUUGCUGGGAGGUGAUCCACAAGGACCGAUCGAAGAUGUUGGUGACUUAAACUUUGAAGAAGAAGAUUUUGAAGAGGGAGCCACUUCAAGGUGCAGUCGUAGCAGGGCCUCUUCUACUGUUAAGGGUUACAACUGUUCAUCGUCCACAAAGAUCCGUAGCUCUUUUUCAGAUAGAAACUAAGUCAGGGAAGACUUUGUGAGGAAUGCAAGAAUUGCGUCCCCUCUAAACAGCAUGGUAUCGUCAACAGCCGCCGCGCCACCGUGGUAUCGGUGGAAGAGAUUCCGACAGCAGACGCCGCUUUGUUUUGGCACGAAAUUUGCGCGUCGCCGCUUUCGCUUUUGGCAACUCUUUUUCAUCCUCUUGUCCGAUGUUGUGUGGCCGGAGCGAAGAGGGACCAAGGCGGACGUCGUGCGCGAGAAGAGGCGGCGCGAGAAGAGACACUGGUUGCUCUUGAUCAUAUACUACAGGGUAUGCCAGAAACUACGCAUCUACUUGCCUGUCAAGAGAAGAAACCGCCGAGUGCAGUCGUUGAAAUAUCCUCAGCAGGAAAGUCUUCAGCGGACGGUGGAAUUACCACAGGAACACUGCACGCGCUCGUGACGGGCGGAGGUGUGAUCCUUUUUUCAAUGGAGAGGUUGCAAGGAUGCCUUGUUGUCAUGUCCAGUCCCGAACCCUCUGGUAAUGCGAGCGGUCUGGCAGAGACAGCCUCUUGGGUACCCAUAGUUAAGGCUGAGUAGUCUAACACUAUCCUAUGUGAACUAUGUUGAGUGGGGUCGUCCUUGAUUUAAAAAGGGGAAGCUGGGCAAAGAGGGCAACCCACUCAGCCAGGGAUAGUGAAAACAUACCUUUAACAUAGAUGCCCGAACCCCCGCCGAAUCACGAGAAAGCUGUGCACUAGCUCGGAGGCUGCUGGAUGGUGUAUUGAUGAGGACACACUCCGAUCACAAAUGAUAGAUUUUUAGUUCAUAAUUCUGUUACUUGUCAUAUCCGUUACGUAGCUGCUUUGCUUGGAGUCUAGUAUGAUUUGCAAUCCAGCAAUUUCUGCAGUAGAAUGCGCUGCAUCUAUUGCAUUUUCAUCAACUCUCAUGAUUACUACUCUCACGAUUGCAGUUUGAUGCUUAGACAUUGCCGCAUUUGUUAUUCCUGAAACUUAUUUAUGAAUACAAUGUAUUUCGUGCUAUGAAAGAUGAUUGAUUUUAAUACUGGUGGUUUGUGAAAAACUAAUAUUAUGGCGUUUACGAUUGAGGGUACGCGAGCACGACCACUUAUCUACUUGGCAAAGACCGUGUGAUAUAGGUUCUUUUCCAUAUCUAGCGAUUUUUUUACAUAGCUGAAUUCUCUUACGCCUCCUUAGGUAGUUAAGCUACAACUAUAACACGGAACGAAAACAUGACAAUGACACUGAUAGACGAGGGGCUUUGCCCGCACUCCGAUCAGCUGACGUUGAAGACAAUUUUUGCAAUACCCGCUGCUCUUUCUUUGAUAUCUAAGUAGGUAUAUCAUCUGCACUAUUGUGUAGUGAACGCUGAAAUUGCGAAGAGGCACGCCACAUUCUG
This is a messenger RNA of Amoebophrya sp. A25, 3464 nucleotides long. Lineage: Eukaryota; Dinophyceae; Syndiniales; Amoebophryaceae. The record is from the annotation of a GenBank genome assembly.